Molecule: messenger RNA, 2961 nt
Organism: Danio rerio (zebrafish)
Lineage: Eukaryota; Metazoa; Chordata; Actinopteri; Cypriniformes; Danionidae
Source: RefSeq, a predicted model, not a curated record
GAGAGAGAGAGAGAGAGAGAGUGUACUGUUUUCACCGCGGUCCGUCCAAUGGUGUGGAGCUAUAUGAGUCGCUAUGGUGACGAGAUUGUUUCGCCGGAGGUUGUGAUGGGUUGACAGGUGCGGGACAGUCGCUUCUGUGCCAGCAUGUACGCCAAAGGCAAGAGCAGCGUGCCGUCGGACAGUCAAGCCCGAGAAAAGUUAGCUCUGUAUGUCUAUGAAUAUCUGCUGCAUGUGGGAGCUCAAAAAUCAGCACAGACAUUUUUGUCAGAGAUCCGAUGGGAGAAAAACAUUACAUUAGGAGAGCCACCCGGGUUCUUGCACUCCUGGUGGUGCGUUUUCUGGGACCUCUACUGUGCUGCUCCAGAGAGGAGAGAAACAUGCGAGCACUCGAGUGAAGCCAAAGCUUUCCAUGAUUAUAGUGCAGCAGCAACACAAAGUCCAGUGAUUGGGAGUCCACCUGGAGACGGUAUGCCUUUACCUCCUGGAUUUUUCCAGCAGUUUAUGUCUCCUCGAUACCCUGGUGGACCCAGAGGUUCUCUCCGAAUACCCAAUCAGGCUUUGGGGCCUGGAAACCAGCCACUUCUACCUAGUGGGAUGGACCCUACAAGACAGCCAGGCCAUCCCAGCUUGAGUGGGCCCAUGCAGCGGAUGACCCCUCGAGGAAUGGUUCCUAUUGGACCGCAGAACUAUGGUGGUGGAAUGAGGCCUCCCUUAAAUGCCCUAGUGGGACCAGGAAUGCCAGGGAUUAACAUGGGUCCUGCAGGAGGAAGACCAUGGCCAAAUCCUCCAAAUAACAACUCGCAGAUCCCUUAUUCAUCCGCAUCUCCAGGCAGUUAUUCGGGUCCCCCAGCAGGAGGCGGCCCUCCGGGCACACCAAUCAUGCCCAGUCCUGCAGAGUCAAACAACUCGAGUGACAACCUGUACAUGAUCAGCUCAGUCCCACCAAAUGGGACCAGACCAAAUUUUCCAUUAGGUUCAGGUGCUGAUGGUCCAAUAGGGAGCAUGGCAGGCAUGGAACCACAUCAUAUGAAUGGUUCAUUAGGAUCUGGUGACAUUGAAAGCCUCCCAAAGAGCUCACCAGGAAAUCUCAGCAUGAAUAAUCAGCCUGGCACACCAAGAGAUGAUGGAGAAAUGAGCGGCAACUUCCUCAACCCGUUUCAGAGUGAAAGUUAUUCUCCUAACAUGACAAUGAGUGUGUGAGAGGACAGCACAGGAGCAAAAUUUCAAGAUUUCACAGUGUUCAGCAAAAACACACAUUCAACCUGCUUUUCUACUCAUAUUGUCUGUGGUGGACUUUUGUGAAUUGGAGUGACGUCCUUCUACACCAAAUCUGACCAAACUGAAAUAAGCUUUGAAAGGAUCCAGAAGACAUCUACACAUUUUUUUCAUACAUGUGUUUUGUCAUUUCAUGGUUAAUGUCCUGUGUUCUGUUUAAACAAACUCAGCAAAGGUGUGGGGUAAAGUAUUUGGGACUCAACUUGGACUUGUAUGACUCAAUUCGUGACUUGACUGGAGACAAGAAAUAAAAGAUUUCAGUCUUAACUUUUACUUGCAAAACAAUGACUUGGUUUCAUCUCGGCUUGAAGUAAGCAGGGAAUUGACUUGGAUUGCUUGAGUAUCACAAAUAUUGACUUGACUUACUCAAGACUUGAAGGUAAAGACUCAAGACUUGAAGUUUAAAACUUAAUAUUUGAAGGUUUAGACUUGAGACUUGAAGCUUAAGACAAGACUUGAAGGUUAUAACUCAAGACCUAAAGAUUAAGACACGAGGCUUGAAGGUUAAACUCAAGACCUGAAGGUUAAGACUCAAGACCUGAAGGACAAGACUUGAGACUUUAAGGAUAAGACUCAAGACUUGAAGGUUAACAAACAAGACUUGAAGGUUAACACUUGAGACUUGAAGGUUAAGACACGAGACUUUAAGGUUAAGACACGAGACUUGAAGGUUAACACUUGAGACUUGAAGGUUAGGUCUCAAGACUUGAAGAUUAAGACUCAAGACUUGAAUGUUAAGACUUGAGACUUGAAGGUUAAGACUCGAGACUUGAAGGUUAAGACACGAGACUUGAAGGUUAACACUUGAGACUUGAAGGUUAGGUCUCAAGACUUGAAGAUUAAGACUCAAGACUUGAAUGUUAAGACUUGAGACUUGAAGGUUAAGACUAGAGACUUUAAGGUUAAGACUCGUGACUUGAAGGUUAAGACUUAAGACUUAAAGGUUAAGAAUCAAGACUUGAACUUAAGAAAAGACUUGAAGGUUAAGACAAGGCUUGGAGGUUAAGACUUGGGACCUGAAAAUUAAAGCCUAGUUCACACCACAGGAUUUUAAACCUGAUUUGAGCCCAAUUUGGAAGUUAACGUGCUUGCCGUCAGAUCGGGCUGCUAUUGGGGAAAAAUCUGCGGGUGCUCUGUGCUCUGCAGUCUUUAUGUGUGAACUACUAAACAUUGCAUCAAAGAGGCUUGCUGAUGCGUCGCUGACACCUCGUAGACAGAAAUCCAAUAUCUAGCAUACUGAAUAUUCCAGAGCCGACUUGACCCCACGUGCGGUCAGAUGUAGUGACAAGCUGCAUCCAAUGAGAGAGCAUAUCAGCAUAAGUUGAAUGGCCGUUUGCUAAGGAACUGAACAGAAACGUCUUUGAUUGGCCAGAAUGGGCAUAGAUGCACUUGCUUUACUCUGCGUUAACACGGACACGAGAGUAGGCUACUAGGCUAUUAGAAUACCAUACUGGUCAUUCUGACCAUUCUCAUAUAAAACGUCAUAUUGUCACAUCAUAUUUACAUUCAAAACUUUUAUUGAGAUAUUAAAAUUAAGCUUUGAAUAUCUGUCAUCAUAUUUUAUGACAACGUUACCUUAAAAAUAUGAUCUUUUUGGUAAUCCAGUCUGUAAAUAUGUAGUUAAGAUACUAGAACACGCAUAUGUCUGGGCCUGGCUUUCAUUUUCACUUUCAAACAGGAGCUAUU